UCAGAAGAAGAAAUGAUGCUGUUGAUUAAAAACAGUACAGUAGUCUCUAAGGCUCCAGGUUUAAGAUGAACACAUGGAGUUCCUGAAGAGACCCGCUGUGCUGGAGGAUGCUGUUCAGUACCGGCUCUUUGUGCUCCAUCCGGAUCUUCUGGAUGCUCAGGAGAAGCAGCGGCUCCUGGAGGAUGUCCUGGCCGAGGUCGCUGCUCUGUUAGUGGGCUACAUUUGGCAGAAGCAGCCGUUUAAUCUCAGCUUUCAUCCGGAGAAAGGGGGCGUCCCGGCUCACCUGAGCGGCAGCACGGAAUUCGGCGACAACGUCGAAGACGAAUGGUUCAUCGUUUAUCUGCUCAAAUGCAUCACACGCAAGUUCAGCGAGCUGGCUGCCAGCAUCCAGGACAACGAUGGACAGUUCCUCCUGAUCGAGGCAGCUGAGUACCUGCCCAAGUGGCUCGACCCCGACAGCAGCGAAAACAGGGUGUUCCUGUACCAUGGAGAGCUGCACAUUUUACCCGAUCGCGUCCGUGCUGGAGACGCAGGAUGGCCUCGGGACUCGGUGCCGUCAGUACGAGAGGCUCUGGAGGUGCUGCACACACACGGCGAGCGCUGCAUGGCUGAUCGGCGCAUCCGAGCUGCAAUAGAGCAUCGACUGCAGGGGUACCCAGGUAAAAUCCAGGCCAGCCUCCAUCAUGCACAUUGUUACGUACCUGCAGGUGUUGCUGCAGUGUUGUCACGGCGACCUGACCUCGUGGCUCCAGCCGUUUCCGCGUUUUACCUGCGUGACCCGAUUGACCUUCAGGCCUGCAGAACUUUCCAGAAUUUUCCCCCUGAAUCCAGAGUCCUCACACUGGUGACGUUCACUCGUUGUCUUUACGCUCAGCUGCAGCAGCAGACUUUUGUUCCUGACAGGAGGAGUGGAUUUGCUCUGCCGCCUCCAUCACACCCUCAGUACAAAGCCCACGAACUCGGCAUGAAACUGGCACACGGUUUUGAGAUCCUGUGCAGUAAAAGCGGGCGCGCAGCGACCAACCCUGAGGCUCCCGUGAACGCUCAUCCGCUCUGGAGAGGUUUCCUGGACAGCCUGAAGAGGAACCAUUACUUUAAGGGGGAACUCGAGGGCUCGGUGCGCUACCGGGAGCUCAUGAGGACAGCUGAGAGUUUCUUUAAGCAGUCGCUCUGCAGCGCACCGAGUUGCGCGCAUGGUCCAGGUGAGGUGGUGUUACAGGUCUUAGAAAGCGCCCCCUACAGUCUGGAGGACCUGAGGGCACAAGAAGCUCACCUUCCACCAGAGGACAGUGACGACUGGUUAAACAUCACCCCAGAUGAGCUAGAGAGGUUGUUAGAGGAAAGAGGGGGUCAGAGGUCAAGUAAGGAUCGAGGAGUCACGUGCAGAGCAGGAAGCGGCGAGGAUGAGGAGAAGCAGCAGGAGGAAGAGGCCGGAUACACUCUAGUGGCCGUGACUCGGGGGAUGAAGGACUUUAUAAACGCCAUGUCCUCACACGAAGGAGCAGAAUUCCCACGGUCGUGUUUGUCAGAGCCGUUCAGUUUUGACCCUGAUACAGUGACUGGUGCUCUGGACAGACUGCUUGGUGGUCAAGAUGAGCAGCUGGACUCUGAUGAUUUUGAUGAUGAUGAUGAUGAUGAUGAUGAAGGAUGUGAAGAACAGACAGGACCAGAGACGUUGGACGAUAUGAGGAGAUACAUGGACGAGAUGGACCAGGAGCUUCAAACCACGAACGUUGGACAGAGUUUCACGUACAAAAGCAAACAGGGCGGCGAUAUCACCGCAGACGCAGCAGGAACAUCGGUGCAGACAGAAGACGACCUCCAGCCAUUAGACAUCGAUGUAAACCUGGUCACCAAUUUGCUCGAGUCCCUGUCCUCUCAGGCCGGUCUCGCCGGACCUGCUUCAAACCUGUUGCACAGCCUCGGCCUGCACCUGCCCCCUAACGCUGAUCCGUCCUGAGGACACGCUCUACUGAAGUGCCUCAAUAGCACUAACAUGGACAGAUAGAUAGAUAUUGCACACGCCUUUUUCCAAGGAAAUUCCAAAUGUGUGUUAAACACUGUAUAUUUGUGUUUUUUGGAUAAGAUGUUAAAUAAAAUCAGUUUUGUAAAGAAA
Molecule: messenger RNA, 2116 nt
Organism: Neoarius graeffei (lesser salmon catfish)
Lineage: Eukaryota; Metazoa; Chordata; Actinopteri; Siluriformes; Ariidae
Gene: ecd
Product: ecdysoneless homolog (Drosophila)
Exons: 12
Coding region: 74-1960 (628 amino acids)
Cellular component (GO): nucleus
Source: RefSeq, a predicted model, not a curated record